This is a messenger RNA of Dunckerocampus dactyliophorus (ringed pipefish), 10039 nucleotides long. RefSeq names its product phospholipid phosphatase-related protein type 4-like. Gene Ontology annotation, biological process: axonogenesis; phospholipid metabolic process; signal transduction. The record is from RefSeq and is a predicted model, not a curated record. The transcript is spliced from 11 exons. Bases 263 to 3001 code for a protein of 912 amino acids. Gene Ontology annotation, molecular function: phosphatidate phosphatase activity. NCBI's taxonomy places the organism in Eukaryota, Metazoa, Chordata, Actinopteri, Syngnathiformes, Syngnathidae.
GGCAACAGUGGUGCUCCGUGGGAGUAGCAGAGCUGUAACCGCCUUUUUAUGUUCGUAUUAUGGGUUUGUUCGGACGCCAUACCGGUCAUACUGUUGAACCUUUGUCAGACUCCAUAUACAUUUAGGAGCGUCCAAGGACGAAUCAGGGAGAAGCACCUUCGGCAUCAGCUCAUACUGAAAACCGAGCGCGGUCAGAAAUAUUGGGACGGGAAUCAAGUCCAGCUCGUCUCCCGGCAACGGGAGAGCUCAUCGGCGGGUCGGGAUGUCUUCCAAGGAACGUCUGAAAUUCGGCAAGGAGGACAGCGUUACGCUUCUGCCAUGUUUUUAUUUUGUAGAGCUCCCGAUUCUAGCCCUGUCUAUCAUCAGUCUGUACUUCCUGGAGUUGACAGAUAUUUUCCAACCAGUACUUUCUGGGUACAGCUGCAACGACAAAAGUCUGUCUCUACCCUACAUCAUACCCCAACAUGAAGUUUGUCCUCUGCCUCUGCUCUUCAGCUUGGUAUUUGCCAUUCCCACUGCAACUAUUCUCAUAGGAGAGGCUAUUGUAUUCUGCUAUCUAUCUAGGAGGUCAUCGGCAAUACAGAUUGAGACAAACAUCAAUGCCGCAGGCUGUAAUUUCAACUCCUACAUUCGCAGGGCUGUACGCUUCAUAGGUGUCCAUAUCUUCGGCUUGUGUGUGACAGCGCUGAUAACUGACAUUUUUCAGCUCUCCACUGGGCAGCACACACCUUACUGGCUGGAUGUUUGCAAACCCAAUUUAACACACAUGAACAUGUCAAGUUGUGAUGAAGCCUUUAUUUUGGAUGAUAUAUGUUCUGGACAAGACAUCAGCCUCAUCAUUGCUGGGAGGAAAUCUUUCCCCUCCCAGCAUGCUACCCUGGCUGCCUUUGGGGCUGUCUAUGUCUCAAUGUAUUUCAACACAGUGCUGACAGACUCAACCAAGCUGCUGAAGCCUCUUUUGGUGUUUUCUUUCAUCAUGUUGGCCAUCCUGGCUGGAUUAACCAGGAUCAUCCAAUUCCGAAACCACCCUGUUGAUGUCUACUGUGGAUGGAUGCUGGGGACGGCUAUUGCUAUCUAUCUGGGAAUAUAUGCAGUGGGAAGUUUCCAGUCUUGUGAAGCUAAACCAAGAAGGCGACGGCCCCCCCUCACCCUAAGAAAGUCUCCACCACCUUCUGUCCCGAGUGUCAGCCAAUCAGAAAUGAGCAACAGCCGCCAAGUGGGCCACCACAUGAUGACACCCAGUCAACCAGAACCAAUCAACACCAGGACCACUACCCGCACCUUCUCCCCUAAUCAGGCAGAACGGAUCCUCACACGAAGCUCCUCCUACCGGGAGCCCUCUCAGACAAAUCUAAAGAUAACCAAUGCUGAAGUGAAGAUGAUCCAUCCGCCCAGUCCUUUGAGGAAUUGUGAUAAAACAUUCAACAGCAGCACACUGCCAAGGUCCCAUGGUGGCUCAUCAUUGGAGGGUGGUCGGAUUCCUCGGCGUCAUGCCUCCAUCCAUACGUCAAUGGAUUCAGUGCGAUCCAAGCAACUCCUCAGUCAAUGGAAGAAUAAAAACGACAACAGGAAGCUGUCCCUGCAGGUGAUGGAUGGCAUAAGAACUGCUUCCUUAUCUCCUCAAAGAAACGUGGAGUUGCAUUACCCCAUGGAAGCGUCUGCUAUGGGUGUGACUACGGAGCUCCACAGUGGAACUUACAUGCCUUCGGUCUCUGGCCAGGAAGUCCACAUCCCUGCUCAGUAUAACAAAAUAGCUGCUGUCUGUGUUCCAAUAGUCAAUAAUCCUCUGGCCCAGAACGGAGGCACUGGUCUGGCUGGUGGACCCAGAAUGCCUAUUCAGUCCCGCCCUGGAUCUUCCCAGCUAGUACACAUUCCUGAGGAGGAAAAUUCUACUUGCAAGGAUCAGGAGAGUGAAUCAGAAGACAGCACUGUUGACAUGAUUGGCUUGGCAAAACAAAACUGGAUGAGAGUAGCAGAGAAGACGACCAUCCCUUGCCGACCACUCAGUGCAGGCGGUCAACCCAGACUCAUGCAGGUAAUGUCUUUCUCCAAACACCAAGGUUUGCUCAGCUCUCCUCGAUCAGAGGAUGGUGGCAGCGUUGUCAGUUGCACUGGAUCCUUCCGGUACAGAGCUCUUACGGACCAUGACCCGUCACCACCCGCCUCCACUACUGGUGCAACGGAGGUCGAAGGCAAAGGAUUGGAACGAACCGGCAGUAUCGUCCGUGUUGAAGCCCACCCAGAGUCAAGAGUAAAGAAGCCCUUGGUGAAACCACCAAGCACUGAUGGAAGUGGCUCUUGGCGAUGGAAUCCUGCAGAAAAACGUCCAUCGCUACGACAGGCAGCUUUUAACAUCAAUGAUUUACAAAGAAACACAGACAGCUGUGAUUCCCUGAAGGAUGGCGGGUCACUGGAUGGGCAGGAGAAUGAAACACUGACCAAAUUGGAAAGUAAAAGUGUUAGAGAAGGAGUUGCAUACACCGGUUACCCACAUGUCAUAUACCCACUACACCAGUCACAUCCAAAUAAACCCAACGCCUUUCAGGACCCCAACUCAACCAAACCUCUCUCUCCCAAUGCCGUAAUUGCUCCUCCUUUCCACCCCCACCCUCAGGCCAUCACCACCAUUAGAGUCACCCCUGUGGAAGGCACUGGUGCCAGCAGUGAUGGCAGCUCUGAAUGCCAAUCGGUCGCAUCUUCCAGCCGAGAGUCUACCUUGAGGAAAAAAAGUGUCACCAACAUUCACUGCACCCAAGAUGCGGAGCUCAUCUCUGAUCACCUUCUCUGUCAGAAAAGCAGCCUCUUUGACAGUGAAAGUGAAAACCUUCCUCCUUUUCAAGACAACCCCAUCAACCUCCCGAGGCAACUGCAAGGAAUGCAUGGUCGUCCAAGCCCACACCCUCCACCUACUUUACCUCGCCCCCUUAUGUACUCACCACCUCCACCUUCUGGGUUGGCCUUGACGACAAGCUCAUGUGAAGUUCAUGCAUCGAAACGUUAAACUGUUAAACUAAAACGUUAAACUCCACAAUACCAGGUGAGUUUUUCUUCUCUGACCAGUAUACACUUUCCUUUUUAUCAUUGUGUCACCCUGACUGGGCCAUACCCAUUAGCUAACUAUAACUAAUGGCUAUAUGAGUUGAAAUGCUCCUAUGUUACAAGAGAUAGAGAAUACUGUCAUCAUUCACUCUUUGAUGAGGCUAAACUUUUGCCAGUGUUCAGUGGAGAGUUAGGUGAGUUUUCUACACACCGGCUGAUUGGAAGGCCAUUCGAUGCAAGAAAUUGUGAGGGAAUUUCAAAUCUUCCCAUGCUAUAAUGAUACCUUUUAGAGAGCAGCACAAACUGGCUCAAACACGGACAGAAAAGGGACGGGGUCUUAUGCACAACUGUGCAAGAAGGAAAAUAUCUGAGAGUGUGCCGUUUAAGCCCCCUUAUAGGUUGUCAACCAAUGCCAUGUCCACACCAAUAAAAAUGGCUACUUUUCUAUGUGGUUUGGCCUCUCGUAGGUUUUGGAAAAAACAACUGGCCAGAGUUGAGAUUUUUUUUUAAACUCCAGCUUCACUGUAUUCACACUGACAUAUAAAAUGGAGCUUUUUGGUUUGUGUCGUAAGAAAUGUGUGACAUUAAGUCACAUUUUUAAAGCAACAGAACAUGAAGUUAUUGACUUAUGGGUAUUGGUUUUAUUUCGUGCACUCACGAGCGAUUAAAAAAACACUCAUAUUUCCUGGCCUCCAUGCAAGCUAGCACUGAUUUUAAAGCUAAUGUACACGUCAUUGUAAGUCUAAUAUCUCACUAUAUUAUGAUGGAGAAAUGUAUUACAAUGCACAUCCAAGUCAGCUGUGUUUGCUUUUCCUGGCUUUUGAUUGGACAAAAUGCACAUGACAGCCGGUGAAUGUGUCCUCUGGUGUGGACGGAUAUUUUUUAAUGCCAUGCAUGUUUUUGAAAAUAUCUGUGUUCAUGUGGACAUACCCUGAAUAAUACUUGUCAAACAGCAGCAGAGUUAGCAUCAACAGUGAAGAGACAACUUCAGGAUGUUGGACUUCAUGGUAGAAUUGCCAAGAAAAAGCCACAUUUCUGACCGCCAAUAAAAAGAGAAGACUGGAAGAAAGUGUUUUUUGUACAGAUAAAGUCCAGCAUUCGGAAUAUGCCUCUUCACCAAGGGUGGAGUUACCAUUAGGCAAACAGGCAAUUGCCUGGGUCCCCAAACGUCUCAUAAAAACUAAUUAUUUUUUUCUCCUUCAAUUUAAAGUACAUGUUACUGAUAUAAACAUAGCUAUGUAACUGACAGAUAACUAACAGAUUUCAUAAGCGCGAAAAAAGUGGCCGAAAUUACAUACUCACAUUUUGUAAAAAUGUAAAUAAGAAAAUAAGGAAUCUGCAGGGCCCCGAUGUUUGGGUUUGCCUUCCCCAAAUGACUAAAUACAGCCCUGCUCUUGACGCCUUCCCCAAAUGACUAAAUACAGCCCUGCUCUUCACUAGGGGUGUCACGAGACACUCACAAGACGAGACAAUACAUGAGAUUGGGUCUACGAGAUGAGAUUUUAACAUUACUUUUAAGAAAAGUACCGUACAAUGAAAAAAUAUAUGGCAAUACUGUAUAUUGCAAUCUACUAAUUUAAUUUCUACUACAUAACCUUGCAUUGCUCCUAACGAGGUUACACUCUUCUGCACUCUGUGUAUGCUACCAGCCCCGCCUCCACUCAGAGAGACAAAGAGACUGUAUGACUGGCAAAAGGGCUCACUCUGUUCAUGCCGCUAUUCUGUGGAACAAAUGCUGAAACCAUUGCACAGAGUGAACCUCUUCCUGCCUGUUUGGAGGCAAGAGAUGAGGAAAACAAACACGCAUGCACAUGGCAAUAUAUAUAAUUAUCCAAUUAAUUUUAAUUUAUUGUGUGAUUAAUUCAUUAUUUUUUUAUCAUCCCAGGUCUGGUGGCCUUGAGACAGUGUUUUUCUAAACAAGAAAAACUGUCCCGUUAUAUAUACUGUAUAUAUAUAUAUAUAUAUGUGAUAUCGGUAGACAUUGGUAAUGGGUUUUUUCCCUAUAAUGAAAACCGAUAUUAAAAAAAGGUUGUAUAGAUGGACAUUUUAAUGUUCACAUGGCCAGGAUAACACCACAGUUUUUUCACAUACAGAGUAAGCCCACCUUUGCGUUUUCCACAGGCUCUUGUAUUCCUGGCCGCUCUGACUGUACUGAAGUCGGCUAGUUCCUCACGUUAGCAUCCGGGACGCGAGCUGUUAGCCAUUCAGUGAAGCACAAAUGCACUCCAUAAAGGUCUUAACGCUCUUGUCAGCUCGUCGAUCUUGCUCUGUAGUGAAUUAAUGUUUCCCAUGAUAAGAGAAGGUACCAAAGGCUUGAAUCUCCACUUUCUUGCUAACCGCUCCGCUCCGCUCCGCUGCUGCCUUGAUAUCAGUGGAUAGACAGGUAAUCACACUGAUGCCGGACGCCACUCUCACGGCACGUAAAAAUGUGCUUAAAUAAACAAAUAGCUGCUUGAAAGGCAGCGACUUGUGGCGGCGGUCUUAAUUCCACGACAUACAGUACAAUAUACGAAGAAGCUGAGCCAACAAGCUGUGGUGAUUAACUACAGUGACUGCAGUGCAUCUCGUGGCUCUGCCCAGGACCAGGGACUGAGGUGUUUAUAACAGAGGAGAAAAGCAGAGGUCAGCAAAAACCACACAACAGUCAAGAGACACAGAACGUGACUGUACCCCCUGCCCCUUAGUGGAUGCCACCUGGCAGCCUACCUGGCUUGUCAGGCAACCUUUGGUCAAAGUCGGUAAGGAGGGAGAGGUCAUUGAUCAGAGAGGAGACCCAGGAGCGAUCCUCAGGGCCGUACUUCUAGCAGUCCACCAGGUACUGGAACCCCCUGCUCCUUCCUCUGACAUCCAAAAUAACCUUGACCGUGAAGGCGGGAUGGUUGUCGACCAGCCGAGGAGGAGCUGGAGGAGGAUUGAGCUCAGAAGAUGACACCAGUUUAAGGUGGGACGUGUGGAAAACAGGAUGUAUCCUGAGGGAAUUGGGAAGUUUGAGUCUCGUAGCCCAGGCGUUGACCAUCCGCUCCACCUCAUACGAGCCAACAAAUCUGGGAGCCAACUUUCUGGACUCCACUGCCAAAGGGAGGCCCCAGGAGGCCAGCCAAACCUUCUGGCAUGGCUGAUAGUUAGGGGCGGGGGUGUGAAGGCGAUUGGCAAGUCUCUGAUUACGAGCCGCGGCUGAGGGCUGCUCGAGUGUCCCGCCAGACACGGCGGGCACGACGCAGGUGACUAGUGACUGACAGAACUGAUGAUUCAGACGCCAAGGACGGGAAGGUGGGUGGUUGGAAACCGUAGGCAGCAUGAAAGGGUGACAGGCCGGUAGAAGAGCAGAUGAGGGAGUUGUGGCCGUAUUCUAUCCAUGGGAAUUCAACUGCUCAGAAGACGGGGUGCUGAUGGCAGACGCAACUGAUGGCCGCCUCCACAUCCUGGUUAACCCGCUCAGUCUGCCCAUUGGAUUUGGGGUGAUAGCCAGAGGUGAGACCUCUGGAACAGCCAUCUGGUGGAGGACAGUCCUUGCCUGCGUCUGCCACUCACUUCUCCACCUCUCAUUGAUGAGCACCAACAACACGGGCCAACCGGACGAUGGUUUCCACAGGACCCUCAACGAUUUAGAAGUACGUAAGAAAUUAAGCGCUGGGAGAGGAUGGCCUCCACUCCUGUGUCAGGAGCAUCUACAUUGACAACAAAAGGAAGAAGGGGGAACUAAGACAGGGGCAUAGGUAAAUAGAGACUUAAGUCUUAAAAAGGCAGAGUUGGCUUCAGAGUUCCUGACAAACAGAAGUUUGAUGGAUGUGAGCUUAAUCAGAGGUUCUGCAAUGUUACUGAAGUUGCGAACAAAUCGUCAGUAAGAAUUUGCAAAAUCCAGAAACCUACCUGUAAGAGUUUCCUAGAUGUAGGAGCCAGCCAGUCAGCCACAGCCUUGAUUUUGGCUGGGUCGGGUCUAAAUUGACCUCUCUCCACAAUGAAACCCAGGAACAGAACAGAAGAAGAGUGGAAGGAACACAUUUCGUCCUUGACAAAUAAACGAUUUUCUAAUAUCCGCUGGAGGACUAGACAGACGUGACGAGUGUGGGGCUGAGCAGACGUACAAAAAAUUAGGAUGUCGUUGAGAUAGACCAAAAAAAAAGGGCUAAUAAAGUCACGUCGGACAUUGUUUAUGGGGCACUGGAAAAAAGCGGACGCAUUCAUGAACCCAAAUUGCAUGACUAGAUACUCAAAGUGGCCGAGGGUGGUUUUGAAGGCUGUUUUUUCUGGCAAUGGCGUGGUGAAACGGAGAGAAGGUAGAGUCCAAGAGGGGAAGAGAAUAGCCUUCCUUGCAGUUACAUUAUUAAGCACACAGUAAUCAAUGCAUGGGCACAAUGUCUUUUUUCCCAACAAAAAAAAGCGCCCACACGGGAAGAAGUCAGCCGAAUGAGACCCACUGCUAAAGAGGAGGAAAUGUACUUUUCUAGUGCCUUGUGUUCCGGUUGGGAUGUGUUAACAAUCUACAAGAAGGGAGCAGGGACCCGGGAAGUAAAUCAAUCGUACAAUCAUAUGGGCGUUGUGGCGGCAGCGACAAAGCACAUUCUUUACUGAAGACCUCCCGGAGAUUGUGAUACUCGCUGGGAACAGGAGUGAGGUCUACAGGUUUGGACAUUGGUGAGGAAGGAACGCAAACAAGGGAACCCGCCGAGCAUAGGUAAUGCGCAUGGCAGAAGGAACUCCAAUUGGAAAUAAUAGGUUUCGGCCAGUCAAUCUGAGGAUUAUGUCUACAAAGCCAGGUAAGCCCAAGUACCACGGCAGCAGUGCGUGAAGGAAUAAUGAAAAAUGUAAUUUUCUCAUGAUGAUUACCAGAGAUCUUAAGUGAAAGAGCCAGGUGACGCUCAUCAAACCACUUGGAACUGUGGGAACUGAACUGUGGGAACCUUAUUUUUGGCAACAAAAAAUUCAUCAAAAAAACUGUCAUCAGCCCAGGGGUCCACUACAGUCUUAAUUGGUAACCCCACUCCUGCCCAGGACAGCAUACCUUCCGUCUGGAGGCAGCUUGCAGGGGGUUCGGAAGGAGAGAGUCCCAGGGAAAUGGGUGGAGCUGCUGGGGAGCGUUGGAUGUCUGAGCGGAUGGGACGGCUGGAGAUGAGAUGGCUGGCCUGUCCACAGUAGAGACACAGCCACAGCCGUGCUCGGCGAUUCCUUUCAGCUGAGCUCAGAUGACUCCAGUCAACUGAAGGCAACUGCCUCUGGUCUGUCCAGGAAGGGGCGAUCAGAGGAACAGCUCCCUCUGCAGGAUGACUUGCGUCCUCGUGGUCUUUAAGACGCUUUUCAAUCAACGCUACAGCAAUGAGGUCAUCCAGGUUCUUCGGGAGGUCAAACGGGAUCAUCUGAACUCUAAUGUGGUCCGACCAUCCCAGGAAAAGGACGUUGAGGAGUGCAGCGACAUUGCAGUCACUGUCAAUAGCAAGAGUGCGGAACUAUAAUCAGCUACUCAUGCCGCCCCUGCCGCAGCUUGAGGAGAGAACGAGCUGCCUCCCUGCCUGGAGGGUUGGUUUGAGAGACCUGCUAAAGGGCCUUAGAAAAGGUUGCAUAGGUGGAACACACUGUGGAAUGGCGACUCCACUCAGCGUUGGCCCAUCCUCCUGCUCGGUCCGUAAAGUGGGAUUAGCAAAGGCCACCCGAGCAUCCUCAGAGGGUAACGCUGAGGCUUGAAGAUCAAAGUGAAGUUCACAUUGGGUCAAAAAACGGGCGCACAUCGCCGGAAAAGCUCUGUGGUCUUAAUAAAGGUGAGAAUGCGGCAGCCAUGUUGGCUGGAGGUGGCGAAAGGGAGGCAUGGUCAGGCGGGGAAAGUGCACUCGUAAGCACAGCUGCUGGGGCAGCGUCUUGCUGCAGUGCAGACAGGUCGGCGUUGAACUGUGUGUUCAUGGUGUCUUGCUGUUCUAAAAAAACUCCUGAGGCCACUUCCCAAUCUAGUGAGCUGAUGCUCUUGCUGGGCGAGCCACUCCUCUUAAGCUCUGAGCGCCUACUCUGCUGGGUCCAUGUAUGUGGCUAGUUCGUUCUUUCACGGCUUGUUUGAAGGUUCGACCCAGCAUGCAGAGAAAAGGCCAGUGUGCUUCUUAAUAAUGUUUAUUUGACUCACAAAAAUCCUGCUGGCAAUUUAGGUCAAAGGUUGAGUAGGAAAGAGAAACUCAGAGGGCUGCAACGGUGCCGAGCGAAGCCAUGAGACGAAUGGGGAAAAAACAAAGGCAGCUUAGCGAAAGGCUUAGCAAACUUUAUAAAGUCCAAAAAUGAAGAAGUUGCAUGCAGGCAUGAGAGGUCAGGAAUGUGAGACACGACUCAAAAUGAGGAACAAAUUGGCAAGUGCAAACAACAGAAGCUGAGCCGAAGAGCUGUGGUGAUUAACUAGAGUGACUGCAGGUGUGUCUCGUGGCUCUGCCCACUACCAGGAACUGAGGUGUCUAUAACAGAGGAGAACUGCAGAGGUCAGCAAAAACCACACAACAGUCAAAAGACACAGAACAUGACAGAAACACCUUUUUGUAUUUUGAAUAGACCAUUACUAUUUGCACUUUUUGUCACAAAUUAGUAGUAUAUUUGGUGUGUACUUUUCAGAUUAUAUUAUUAUAAGCAACUAAUUGUCUCUCAUGGUAUGAUAUUGAGAACUUUGGCAAAGGUAUUGUCGCUGUUAUAAUAUAGGCCAAUAUUACAAACAUGAUAGCAAUAUUUAAUUUUGAGAAGUUAUAUUAUAAUAUCACACAAAAAGAAUACAUACUGUAUUUAAUAAUAUAUUCCUUUUUGCAGAUGCUUGAUACAUUGGAUGUUAAUACAAAAUGACAAUUCUAUUUACAUUUCCCAAUUUAAUUGGUUAUUUUAAUUGUAACUUUUGACAUUUGACUUACUUUUUUCUUUGAUGUGCACCAACUGCAGUGGAAACAAGUCGGUGUAGCUCCUGUUUGUGAAUGCUGUUUUAUGUAUUUGUGUCAUGAAUUUCCCCAUUUGGGGAUUAAUAAAGUAUCUACCUUUUUUAUUUUCA